CGAGGGUCAGGGGUUGCAGGCUUGUGGCUGUAACCCCUGUAAGGAGUGUCUGGAGAAGAGCCAGUAGCAUGCUUUAAGGGCCUGGCGCUGCCACUUCCCUGAGCAGGCGAGUCCCAACAGCAGACAGACAGGUGGGGCUGACCUGACAGGUUCCCAAGGCCAGGGGCAAUGGGGCGGAGCCUGGUUCAGACUUAGGGUGGCAACACUUUGGGGGCCCUGCCAUACACACCGGGCUGGCAAGCUGGAGGUAGUAUCUUCUUCCUACAGUCGCCAACCCAGGUGCAAGCCAUGGAGCUUCAGGUGGGUAGGGCACUAGGUGGAUGCACACAUCCAGCAGCUUAGCGUCUGGAGGGACCCAGGGCAUGGCAGGACCCCUGCGGAGCCGAGUGGAGGAGCUAAAGCGGCCUUGGUGGAGGGAGAGCUCCCCCCUGGUGCUCCAGCACAGCGAGGCUGCAAGGCUUGCUACGGACGCCCUCCUGGAGAGGGGCGAGGCUGCCUACCUUCAGGUCAUCUCUGAAGAGCGGGAAUUGCCCUUCCUGAGUGCCCUGGAUGUGGACUACAUGGUCGGCCAUGUGCGUGGGGUUCCCGAGCUCAACGAGGCCCAGGGACCAGAGACCGUAGGGCAUGACCGCCUCAGCAUGCUCUCUGAAGUUACCUCAGGCACCUACUUCCCCAUGGCUUCUGACUUAGAUCCCCCAGACCUGGACCUGGGCUGGCCUGAAGUGCCACAGGCCACAGGUUUCAGCCCCACCCAGGCGGUGGUUCAUUUCCAGAGGGACAAGGGCAAGAGCAUCAAGGACCUGCUGCGAUUCCUCUUCAGCCAGGCCCACACGGUGGUGGCUGUGGUGAUGGACGUAUUCACUGACAUGGAGCUUCUGUGUGACCUCAUGGAGGCCUCCAGCCGCCGUGGUGUCCCUGUCUACCUCCUCCUGGCUCAGGAGCACCUGAAGUACUUCCUGGAGAUGUGUUAUAAGAUGGACCUCAAUGGGGGGCAUCUGGUGAAUAUGCGUGUGCGGAGCACAUGCGGAGACACGUACUGCAGCAAGGCGGGUAGACGAUUCACCGGGCAGGCCCUGGAGAAGUUUGUCAUCAUUGACUGUGAGCAGGUGGUGGCAGGCAGUUACAGCUUCACCUGGCUUUGCAGCCAGGCUCACACCAGCAUGGUGCUGCAGCUGAGGGGCCACAUUGUGGAAGACUUUGACCGGGAGUUCCGAUGUCUGUAUGCCGAGUCACAGCCUGUGGAAGGCUUCUGUGGCAAUGAGGACCCACUGUCUUCCCGGGUACCUCGUCCUCCUCCUGUGACCCUGGCCUUUGGACCUGGAAUUCCAAGUGCUACGGGCUCUUCACCCUCCAGUAACAGCCUCGGCAGUAUCAAGCAUUCACCUUUUCUGGGCCGUUCCUCCUAUCUCGCUCUGCCAGGGGGUGGUGGCUGCAGUGACAUGGUGAUGGGGUCCUUGUCCCCAGGUCCUGCCCACCAUGAAGCUGGUAGCCCACCAUCCCUGUACCGUCAGCUUUCAGAUCCUAACCAUAGCUCAACUCCUGGACCCUACAGGGCCAACCUGAGCAAGCUGGGGGCAUCUCCAUGGUCCCAGUCCUCUCCUGCCCUUAACCACUGUAGUGCCAGUCCCUUGACCCUGGCAGUGGGGUCACCUCUGCUCCCAUGUUCCCGCCCCCUUCUCCACUUCACUAGGGGAGUCCCAGCAUUGUCCCGGCUUCCAGAGAAUGGGCUCCCAGCAAGUCAAGAGCCCAUCCUUCCACGAGGUCGCUGGGUACCUGGCACAGCUCUGGAGACAGUGGAUGAGAAGAAGGUAUCUCUGAGCCAGAGUCAUGAUCACCUGGAUCGAAUUGUCCCCUUCCCUAAAGCAGGAGAAGCAGGAGGUUCCAAUUCCAGAGUUACCCCCAAUUCAGGUUCCCUUCAGCAUGGUGAGCAGGCCCUAGAUGAUAGGAGAUUGUCCCUGAGCCACAGCUACAGCCAGCUGGAUCUCCUGUCCCAGGGUCAGGGUGUCCUUGAGUCAGGCUCCCUAAGACCUGGUGAUCUGGGUCUAGAGGACAGGAAGCUGCCCUUAAACCACAGCCAUGGCCAAUUGGAUCUCCUGCCACAAAACCCCAAGGCCCAGCCCUCUAAAAUACUGCCUGAUGCCAAUUCUUCAGCCAGGCCUGACAAGCCAAGUCUAGAUGAACGACGGCAGACUCUAGGCCACAGUCAGCUGGACCUCAUCACCAAAUUUGGCCCAUUCCGGAGUGAGGGGCCUGGACCCAAUGGUCUCCCAGAACCAAACCCAGUUCGCAUGGCCGGAGUAGGGUCUGCAGAUGAGAAGCGGCUGACUCUGGGCCACAGCAAACUGGACCUCAUCACCAAGUAUCAUCAACUACAGGGUGCCAGGCAGAGACCUGAGCCAGGCCUCCCGGGAGCUCCCAUAAGUGGCCAUCAAAAUAGUAAUAGCAAUGACCUAUUUGCACCUGAGAAACGGCUGACCUUGGGCCACAGCAAACUGGACCUCAUCACUAAGUACAACAAGUCCAAAUUCAAGCAGCUCCGAAGUCGUUUUGAGUCCUAACUCUGCUCCUAGCAGGGGCAGAGCCUUCCUCCAUCCACAGAUAGGUGACAUAUUCAGGUUCAAGACUGUAGUAUGAGAGUAUAAAGCUGGGCUGCAUAAGGAAGGGAGGCAUCUAGUGGCUCAGAUCAGAUACUCUCUGGGCUCAAGACUUAUACAUACACACACGCACAGGCAUACAUACAAACAGAACCCAGAGUUACUGAGUGUUUUCUGUAUGUCACUGGGGCUGGGCACUGCACACCGGUUAUUCUCAUUCUCUGUAUCCUCUAGAUGGAUCUCUUGUUGGCAUGUAGCUAUAUUAAGUUUCCACCCCUGGUUUGUUUUGUUUUUGAAACCAGAACAUUUAUUUUAUGGCUGAUUGAAAUCUCAAGAAUAACUGGAUGCUGCAACAGCUGCCCUCUUGGGUUUCCAUGUUGUUGGGUUUGUUUUUCUUUUCUUUUCUUUUUUUUUUUUCCAGAACCCAUGUCUGAAUCUGAAAUAGACAAUUUUUAGGUGCCUCAUCCACCUAGUCCCAGGAGUGUUUCAUCUUUUUUCCUUGGCACUCUGGUUACUUUCUCUUGCAUUUGGCAAUGAAGCCACAGUCAUCACAGGUCGACCUCUGAAGGUGGUAGGCCUAAGAGCCACAGUGAUGGCACAGUGUGUGCAUCUUAUUAUCAUGCCUUCCAAAGGAUGACGUUUCUUUCCUCAUGUUCUGUCUGCCACAGAGGCCAAAGAGUCUGGAGGAUAUUCUUCCCAUUCUAUAAGUACGGGAGCUGAAGUCCAGAGUUUGCAUGGUUAAUUUGGAAGCAGAUCUGAGUAAAUGACAGGGUAGGGAACUCUGCCAGCUCAGUGGCCCCUGGCUUUAAGCAUGUGUUUUGUUUGCAAAGACCCAAAACACAGUAUCUGCAGUUCCUGCAGUCACUAUGUACAUACCAUACAGACACUACAAGGAUGCCCCAGUGCCCAUACAGUAGACACAGAACAGUGACUAGGUACACCCAUAGAUGCAUACAGUGAGUACACAUAGCUCUAUGUGAUUAACUCAAACAGAACUUUAGUUGUAGGUACUUAGUCUUGUCUGCCUAAAUGAAUGGCCACAGAAAAUACGUGCAUUUAGUACACACUGCAGAACCCCCUCGAGAUUCACAAGCUGUAAGUACACAUAUUAACUCCAUCCCAACUCUGCUUAUAAAGCCCUGCCCUGAACAUGCCACGGAGCUGCAAGACUGCUUAGAUGCAUAAACCGAGGAAAACAAGGCAGAGCUGUAUCAAAUGGAAAGUGUACUAGGGACGGAGGGUCACGGAGAUGGUGGCGUGACCAGGAAAGUCUAUCAGAGAGAAGCGGACUUACAAGCAGGUCCUGGAGGAUGGGGUUGUCGACAGAGGCAGACGGGGAAGAGAGUUAGAAUUGUUGGUAGAGUUAGAUGGAAACGAGCGAGUCUGGGGUGAAACGGGGAAGAUGAGCAGAACAUGUGGAUGGACACGUAGACGCACAUACACAAGCCACUUGCUGAGUGUCUCUUGAAGCGCAGGCUGCAGCUGGUCAGGGGCCUUUCUCUUGAACUCACCGCUUGCCCGAGACAGGGCAUGGUACAAAUCAAUAAAGGCAGAUAUGGUUAGAGCAAGUA
Molecule: messenger RNA, 4165 nt
Organism: Cricetulus griseus (Chinese hamster)
Lineage: Eukaryota; Metazoa; Chordata; Mammalia; Rodentia; Cricetidae
Source: RefSeq, a predicted model, not a curated record